AUGAUGACAGCUGAGACUUUGCUUCCCACAGUAACAGAUGUUGGAUCAGUAAAUAACACUGCUGAUGUACAAUUCUGGAAUAUGAAUCUCUCAUUUUUUGAUAGCUCGGGUAAUAUUAAUCCUGACCUUCUAAGUAUGUUGCCAGAUUUAUUUUCCAACGCUAUAAAAGAAGAUUUCUAUGAACGAAUGGAACCAAUGACGAUUAUUCUAAUGGUUUUGUAUUCCGCCGUAUUUAUCUUUGGACUUUUAGGGAAUAUAUUUGUGAUUGCUGUUGUUAUCCAGUAUCAACAUAUGCGGACACUUACAAACGUGUUCCUGGUAAACCUAACGGUAGGUGAUCUUUUAGUGGUGUGUAUAUGUAUUCCUAUGACCCUUGGACGUUAUGUGUACUCCGAUUACAUUUUUGGAACUUUCAUGUGUAAACUUACUCAUUUUUUACAAGGUACUGCAGUAGCUGUGAGUUCACUUAGCUUGCUCUGCAUAAGUAUAAAUCGAUAUUUCGCUAUUCACAGUCCGCUGAAAGCCAAAGUUUUAUUCUCUAAAAACAAAAUAUAUCUCUUAUUGUUCUUAGUAUGGCUUGUAUCUUUGUGUUCAUUCAUUCCACAACUUGUUGUGUGCACUGUGGUAACUGACGGGAUUCAAGGAGUAUACGAGAUACACAUAUGCUUGGAACAAUGGUACUCUCCAAUUACGAAACAAAUCUACAGUAUGUUUAUCUUUAUAGUCCUUUUCUUUUUCCCUCUGGUGGCAAUGCUAAUUACGUACACCCGAAUCGGCUACACCCUUUGGCGUACGGAAGCACGAAGUUUCAUGGAGAAUUCCAUUACAAACAAAUCGCAAGCCGAACGAAUUCUACGGCAGCGCAGAAGGACCGUGAAAAUGUUAGUUGCAGUAGUGAUGAUUUUUAUUUUCUGCUGGUUUCCAUUCUACGCUGUGAUGAUCUGGUUGGAUUUUAACAUGGUGCUGUCAACAAAGACCCAGUUUGUGAAUGAUUAUAUAUAUCCUGUUGUUUUGUUACUUGGAUUGUCGAAUUCUACCGUAAACCCAGUGUGUUACUGCUUUAUGAGUAAUGGAUUUCGACGGGCUUUUCUCAAAUUAUGUUGCCGUCAGAAACUCACAAGUGGGAAAAAUGUUCUCCUUACAGUGAGAUUCAAAUCCAGUGACGAUUCACAAAUCGAAAGUAUCGUUACGGCACUGACAUAA
Messenger RNA from Ylistrum balloti, 1203 nucleotides. Its product is annotated as pyroglutamylated RF-amide peptide receptor-like. Bases 1 to 1203 code for a protein of 400 amino acids. Lineage: Eukaryota; Metazoa; Mollusca; Bivalvia; Pectinida; Pectinidae. Gene Ontology annotation, biological process: G protein-coupled receptor signaling pathway. Gene Ontology annotation, molecular function: peptide binding; neuropeptide Y receptor activity. The record is from RefSeq and is a predicted model, not a curated record. Gene Ontology annotation, cellular component: membrane. The transcript has a single exon.